Messenger RNA from Gekko japonicus, 1428 nucleotides. RefSeq names its product FEZ family zinc finger 2 (gene FEZF2). Gene Ontology annotation, biological process: regulation of transcription by RNA polymerase II. Bases 1 to 1428 code for a protein of 475 amino acids. The transcript is spliced from 4 exons. The record is from RefSeq and is a predicted model, not a curated record. Gene Ontology annotation, cellular component: nucleus. NCBI's taxonomy places the organism in Eukaryota, Metazoa, Chordata, Lepidosauria, Squamata, Gekkonidae. Gene Ontology annotation, molecular function: DNA-binding transcription activator activity, RNA polymerase II-specific; RNA polymerase II cis-regulatory region sequence-specific DNA binding.
AUGGCCUCGUCGGCGUCGCUGGAGACCGUCAUGCCUUCGCCCUGCGUCCGCAGCGGAGCCGCUAACCCGUCCAAGACGCUGGCCUUCUCCAUCGAGCGGAUCAUGGCCAAGGGCUCGGAGCCCCCGCCGCCGCCGCCGCCCCACAAGCCCGCCGCCGCCGCCUUCGACGCCCGGCGCAGCGACUCGCCCCACAAGAAGCUGCUGGGCCUGUGCUCGCCCAUCCCCUGCGUGAUCCCCAUCCAGCCCCUGGCCGGCUACGAGGCGCCCGCCAAGACGCUGCUCAGCAGCUACUCGGAGCUCUGGAAGAGCAGCCUGCGCCACUGCUCGACGGCGGCGGCGGCGGCGGCCUUCUGCAAAGCCAACUGCGGCGUGUGCUGCAAGGGAGGCGAGCUGCCGCCGCCGCUGGCCCCGGCCGGCCCGGGCCGGGGGAUCAAGCCGCAGGCCAUGCCGCCCGCCGCCGCCGCCGCCGGCCUCUACUACUUCAACUACCUGGAGUCGGCCUCGUACCACCCGUCGGAGCUCCUGGGGCCCGGCGGCCAGCUCUUCCCCUCCGCCGUGCUCCACUCGCCCGGCCCGGCCGCCGCCGCCGCCGCCGCCGCCGCCGCCGCCCUCUCGGCGCACCAGAAGCUCUUCCUGCUGGAGAACGCCAAGCUGGCCGGCCUGGCACCCACGGACAAAUUCCCCAACGCGCAGUACCCGCACAAGGAGCGCCUCCCCGGGCAGCUCGACCAGGUCAUGAAGGAGAACACGGCGCUGGCCGCCGACAGGAACGGCCUCAAGGGGCAGCACGCCAAGCUGGGCGCCGCCAGCGCCGGAGGAGGAGGAGGAGGCGGUGGAGGCGCCUCGGCCGACGGGAAGCCCAAGAAUUUCACCUGCGAAGUGUGCGGCAAGGUCUUCAAUGCCCAUUACAACCUCACGCGCCACAUGCCGGUUCACACGGGCGCCAGGCCCUUCGUGUGCAAAGUUUGCGGGAAAGGCUUCCGCCAGGCCAGCACCCUCUGUAGACACAAAAUCAUCCACACGCAGGAAAAACCUCAUAAGUGUAACCAAUGCGGGAAAGCUUUCAACAGAAGUUCCACGUUAAACACUCACAUUAGGAUCCACGCGGGCUACAAACCUUUCGUGUGCGAAUUUUGCGGCAAAGGAUUUCAUCAAAAAGGGAAUUAUAAAAACCACAAGCUGACCCACAGCGGCGAGAAGCAGUACAAGUGCACCAUCUGCAACAAAGCCUUCCACCAGAUCUACAACCUGACCUUCCACAUGCACACGCACAACGACAAGAAGCCCUUCACCUGCGUCACCUGCGGCAAGGGCUUCUGCCGGAACUUUGACUUGAAGAAACACGUGCGGAAGCUCCACGACGCCCCCGCCGCCCCCGCCGCCCUCACGCCCGCCGCCAAGGAGCUCUCGCGGACCGGGCAGAGUUAG